AUGUUCUCUACAGCCGAAAACGCCAUCUAUGGCGUUCUCUGCCUAAUCACGGCAUGUCUUUCCAUCUCUUCUCUACCAGUUCACGUCCGGGCGGGGAACACAGGGGUCAUUCUCAUGAUGUCGUGGUGCUUCGUAGGACUCUUCAACAAGGGUGUCAACGCUCUCGCGUUCAAUCACCGUCUUAACAUCUCCUGGAACUUCGGAUGCGAUGUAAGUGCUGUUGUCGAGCGUAUCUGGCAGCUCGGCUUGUGCUGUAGCUCCCUUUGCGUUCUACAACGCCUCGAAAGCAUCGCUUCCCUCCGACAGGCGCACUCCACGUACACGGAUCGCCGGCGCCGAGUAUGCUUUGAUAUCGCAGUCGGUUUGGGUAUACCAUUUCUGCAGAUCCCUCUCUUCUUCGUGGUUCAGCCAUAUCGACUCGACGUGGUUGAAGAUCUCGGUUGCAGUGCGCCAAUCUACAAUUCCGUACCUGCCUUGUUCGUCUACUACUUCUGGAGACUUUUCGUCAGCGUUUUGUGCUCUAUCUACGCCGCUCUUAUUCUGAGGUGGUUCAUUCUCAGGCGCCUUCAGUUCUCUGCCGCACUCUCGUCGCAACACUCCGGUCUAUCGCAGAAAAAAUACUUUCGCUUGUUCGCUCUGGCCCUUUGCGAGGCGACCUUAAUCGCCGUUGCCCAGCUGUAUCUUCUCUUUGCGGCACUUCGGAUCACAGGACUUCUGCCUUACUCCAGCUGGGAAUACGUGCACUCAGGAUUCGCAACGAUCAACUUGGUGCCGAUGGACAGAUCAGGUGCCAGCUCAUCAACACUGACUUCUUUGGAGGUCUUUAGAUGGUUUACUUUGUCUCCUGGCAUUGUGCUUUUUGUCUUCUUCGGUCUCACAGAAGAUGCAAAAUCUGCCUAUAUAGGGUUGUGGCAAGCUAUCAAGAGACUCCGUUUCAAAGUACGGCCUAGAAAAGAAUGCGGAUUGACCGAAGGACCUACUGGCUUCCAGGAUAAUUCGCUUGAUCUCGACGAUCUCCGCGAGCAGUCCUAUAAAGUUUCGGUCGUAGUUCACAAAGAUGUAACGGUUCUCUGA
Messenger RNA from Ustilago hordei, 1074 nucleotides. RefSeq names its product putative Pheromone receptor a2. Gene Ontology annotation, molecular function: mating-type a-factor pheromone receptor activity. Gene Ontology annotation, cellular component: membrane. The coding region runs from base 1 to 1074 and encodes 357 amino acids. Gene Ontology annotation, biological process: G protein-coupled receptor signaling pathway. Lineage: Eukaryota; Fungi; Basidiomycota; Ustilaginomycetes; Ustilaginales; Ustilaginaceae. The record is from RefSeq and is a predicted model, not a curated record. The transcript is spliced from 3 exons.